This is a messenger RNA of Aspergillus alliaceus, 207 nucleotides long. Its product is annotated as translation machinery-associated protein 7. The transcript has 3 exons. Lineage: Eukaryota; Fungi; Ascomycota; Eurotiomycetes; Eurotiales; Aspergillaceae. The record is from RefSeq and is a predicted model, not a curated record. The coding region runs from base 1 to 207 and encodes 68 amino acids.
AUGGGCGGCCAAAGCAGAGAAGGCGGCAAGGUCAAGCCCUUGAAGGCUGCGAAGAAGGAUAAGAAGGAACUCGAUGACGAGGAUCUUGCUUUCAAGGAGAGACAGAGAGCCGAGGCCAAGGCCAAGAAGGAUCUGAUGGACAAGGCUAAGGGCAAGGGUCCAUUGAACACGGGUGCGCAAGGCAUCAAGAAGUCAGGAAAGAAAUAA